AAGAUAUAAAAGAACUUCAGGAAGAAUAUAAUAGAGAUAUUCAUGGAAUAUUAGGAAUAACCGCUGAAGAAUUCAAUGAUAUGGGACUCAUUGAACAACAAGCAGCAGUAAGUACGCUGAUAACAGCACAAGCACACUGCAAAGAUGAACCUACAAAACAAGCAUUAUUUAAAAAACACAGAGAAUUUCUAGAAUCACAAUUAGAAAAAGUAGGAGAUAUGCAUGAUGACACAGAAAUUCAAGGAAGAAUUUAUGGAGACAUCAUCAAUACAAGAAAAAAGAAAAAACCACAAAUAUUACUGCCCGAUCCAGAAGGAAGAAGUACUUACAAACCAUAUGAACAAUAUAAUAUACCAAGAGAUAAACAAUUUGUUAAAGAAAAUGAACGAAUUGGAAUAAGAAUACCAUAUUCACCUACAGAUGAUGUAUUCUUAGAUGAAAGACUAUCACAAACCUCUAAAAGAAAUGAAAACAUUCCGCAAGGAGCAUUACCAAAAGUAACAAAAUUCUUCGAAGAUGUAAAACAAGAAAUUAAGAAUAAAUUCACAUCUAGACCAACAACACCUUCACCAUUAAGUCAACAUAUCUUAAGUAGAACACCUACUAUUGAAAAUAACAAUAUAA
Dentiscutata erythropus is the source of this 624-nucleotide messenger RNA. Lineage: Eukaryota; Fungi; Glomeromycota; Glomeromycetes; Diversisporales; Gigasporaceae. The record is from the annotation of a GenBank genome assembly.